This is a messenger RNA of Diaporthe amygdali, 1851 nucleotides long. RefSeq lists its product as uncharacterized. Lineage: Eukaryota; Fungi; Ascomycota; Sordariomycetes; Diaporthales; Diaporthaceae. Gene Ontology annotation, cellular component: fungal-type vacuole. The transcript has a single exon. Gene Ontology annotation, molecular function: serine-type carboxypeptidase activity. The record is from RefSeq and is a predicted model, not a curated record. The coding region runs from base 1 to 1851 and encodes 616 amino acids. Gene Ontology annotation, biological process: proteolysis.
AUGCGCCAAACUUUGAAUACCGUCCUCUACGCCUUUCUGGGCAGGGCAUUGGGUCAGUUUGUAAAAGCACCGACGGAUCUGAAAACAGUGAACAGCACAAGCGGUAUACCUGUCCGGUUCAAAGAGGUGCCAAACGGGAUCUGCGAAACCAAUGCCAAUGUCAAAAGCUUCGCCGGUUAUGUUGACAUCAGUGAGACUCAACACAUGUACUUCUGGAUGUUCGAAGCCAGGAAUGGAAAUCCUACUGCCGCACCGUUGACAGUGAGGCUGGACGGAGGACCGGGGGCCUCCUCCAUGAACGGCCUGUUUAGUGAGAUGGGGCCAUGUACUAUCGACUCCACUGGGCAGGUGGUCAAUAAUCCACUAUCAUUCACGCAGAACAGCAACGUUGUGUUCAUAGACCAGCCGGCGACAGUGGGCUUCUCCUUCACGACUCUCACCAAAGCCUCGCAAUCACCGGACACGUUCGUGAUCACGCCAACUGACAACUGCACCACCGCAGACCCUGGAUGUGGAACUUUCUCGUCGCCAGAUCUUACAUUGACAUCAAACUCGACCGUAGACGCUGCCGCUGUCUUCUACAAAACGAUGCAGGGCUUCAUGGGCGCCUUUCCGCAGUACAGCGCCAAUGGGGUGCACCUGAAUGGGCAGUCAUAUGGUGGACAUUACGUGCCUAUUUUUGCCGACCAUGUCAUUCAGCAGAACAAGCAGAACAAUACCGGCGCCAUCCAGAUCCCUAUCAAGUCUGUGACGAUUGAGGAUGGCUUCUUCGAUACCCGUGUGCAGUUUGCAGCAUAUUUCAAUUACACGGUUAAUCCAGGAAACCCGUACGAUCUGGCUCCAUUCAAUCAAACUGCUGAGACCCAACUCUUUAACAACGUUUGGGGCCCAAAUGGGUGUCAGGAACAACAAGCAGCUUGCAACGCUAACCCACCACCGGCGAAUAUAAACGAAGUUUGCUCGGCGGCCGAUGACUUUUGUGUCACGAAUGUGGAACAGUUCUUCGACGUUAAUGCCCUUCGUUCGGAAGACGACAUCAGGCAACUCCUUCCAAGCCCCUUUCCGCCUGCUUUCUACGUGUCGUACCUCAACCAGGCGGAGGUCCAGGCCGCCAUUGGGGCUUCCUCGAACUUCACCCCAGCAUCCGUCCAAGUAGGCACCGCAUUCGCAGGCACAGGUGACGACUCCCGCACAGGGAAGCUCAUCACAGACGCCACCUCGCGACUGUUGUGUGAGGGAGUCACAGUGGCUUUUUUCACAGGCGACGCCGACUACGACAGCAACAUGAUCGGCGCCCAGAUCGUGGCCAACAACGUCGCGGCCCAGACCCCAGAACUGGCGGCGACGUGGGCCAAGGCCGGGUUCGUCAACAUGUCGCAGCUGCUCAACGGGCAGGUUCCCGGCCAGACGAAGCAGGUGGACAACUUCAGCUUCACGCGGGUGUUCUUCGCGGGCCACUUCUCAGCGUUCAACUCACCCGAUGCGGCGCUCCUGAUCCAGCAGCGCGCUACGGCGGGGAUGGACAUCGCUACUGGCACGGAGCUGAUGGCUAAAGGAGGGAAUAAGGCCACAGCGGGCACGCCGACGAGUGAGUUCAAGGAAGGGCCUGACACGGUCCUCAACACUGUCACGCCGCAAGGAGCCAUCUAUAAUACUACGACGCAUGUGCCUGAUGUACCUCUUGGAGUCCAGGCCGCGGGCAAGGCUGUUGCUAACGCAGAUGUUGGUGCCUCUGCGGUGCUUCAUCCGUUCGCUGGCAUGACGAGUAGGAAGAUGAACAGGGUUCUGGCUGCGCAACGACAGCAGAAGAGGAAGCGAGACUUGGAACAGAUUGCUAGACAGCCCUUCUAG